Messenger RNA from Lagenorhynchus albirostris (white-beaked dolphin), 3302 nucleotides. RefSeq names its product signal peptide, CUB domain and EGF like domain containing 2 (gene SCUBE2). Gene Ontology annotation, cellular component: cell surface. The transcript is spliced from 23 exons. The record is from RefSeq and is a predicted model, not a curated record. Bases 27 to 3143 code for a protein of 1038 amino acids. Lineage: Eukaryota; Metazoa; Chordata; Mammalia; Artiodactyla; Delphinidae. Gene Ontology annotation, biological process: signal transduction. Gene Ontology annotation, molecular function: calcium ion binding.
CUCUGCCCGCAGUCGCCGCGCCUUCCAUGGGGGUCGCGGGCCUUGGCUGCCCCUGGGCGGCCCGGGCGCUGCUGCCGCUGCUGCUGCCGCUGCUGCUACCGCUGCUGCUGACGGCGGCUGUCCCGCCCGGUUGGGGCCGCGCCACGGGGCCGCCAGAGGAUGUGGAUGAGUGUGCCCAGGGGCUAGACGACUGCCACACCAAUGCCCUGUGUCAGAACACACCCACCUCCUACAAGUGCUCCUGCAGGCCUGGCUACCAAGGGGAGGGCAGGCAGUGUGAGGAUAUUGAUGAAUGUGAAAAUGAACUCAAUGGAGGCUGUGUCCAUGACUGUUUGAACAUUCCCGGCAAUUAUCGCUGCACUUGUUUUGAUGGCUUCAUGUUGGCUCAUGACGGUCAUAAUUGUCUUGAUGUGGACGAGUGCCUGGAGAACAAUGGCGGCUGCCAGCACACCUGUGUCAACGUCAUGGGAAGCUACGAGUGCCGCUGCAAGGAGGGCUUUUUCCUGAGUGACAAUCAGCACACGUGCAUUCACCGCUCAGAAGAGGGUCUGAGCUGCAUGAAUAAGAAUCACGGCUGUAGUCACAUCUGCAAGGAGGCCCCGAGGGGCAGCGUUGCCUGCGAGUGCAGGCCUGGUUUUGAGCUGGCCAAGAACCAGAGAGACUGCACCUUGACCUGUAACCAUGGAAACGGCGGAUGCCAUCACUCCUGUGAGGACACUGCUGCAGGCCCAGAGUGUAGCUGCCAUCCCCAGUACAAGAUGCACACGGAUGGAAGGAGCUGCCUUGAGCGAGAGGACGCUGCCCUGGAGGUGAUGGAGAGCAAUGCCACAUCCAUGGCAGAUGGGGAUAAACGGGUGAAACGGCGCCUGCUCAUGGAAACGUGUGCUGUCAACAACGGAGGCUGUGAUCGCACCUGUAAGGAUACUUCGACAGGUGUUCAUUGCAGUUGUCCCGUCGGAUUCAGUCUCCAGUUGGAUGGGAAGACCUGUAAAGAUAUUGAUGAGUGCCAGACGCGCAAUGGAGGUUGCGAUCAUUUCUGCAAAAACACCGUGGGCAGUUUUGACUGCAGCUGCAAAAAGGGAUUUAAAUUAUUAACAGAUGAGAAGUCUUGCCAAGAUGUGGAUGAAUGCUCUUUGGAUAGGACCUGUGACCACAACUGCAUCAACCACCCUGGCACGUUUGCAUGUGCUUGCAACAAAGGGUACACCCUCUAUGGCUUUACCCACUGUGGAGACACGAAUGAGUGCAGCGUCAACAACGGAGGCUGUCAGCAGGUCUGCGUGAACACCGUGGGCAGCUACGAAUGCCGGUGCCACUCUGCGCACAAGCUCCACUGGAAUAAAAAAGACUGUGUGGAAGUGGAGGGGGUCCUGCCCACUAGCGUAUCACCCCACGUGUCCCUGCAGUGUGGUAAGAGUGGUGGAGGAGACAGGUGCUUCCUCAGAUGUCUCUCUGGCAUUCACCUCUCUUCAGGACUGCAAGAGGCCUAUUCUGUCACCUGCGGCUCUUCCUCUCCUCUCAGGAGCAAACAGCAAAAAUCAAAUGACUCUGCUUUUGGGGGUAACAUCUCUCACUUGUUUCUUUCUGAAGAUGUCGCCACCAUCAGGACAAGUGUAACCUUUAAGCUAAAUGAAGGCAAGUGUAGUUUGAAAAAGGCUGAUCUGUUUCCCGAGGGUCUGCGACCAGUACUACCAGAGAAGCACAGCUCAGUAAAAGAGAGCUUCCGCUACGCAAACCUUACAUGCAGCUCUGGCAAGCAAGUCCCGGGAGCCCCCGGACGACCGAGCACCCCUAAGGAAAUGUUUAUCACUGUUGAGUUUGAGCUUGAAACUAACCAAAAGGAGGUGACAGCCUCUUGUGAUCCGAGUUGCAUCAUAAAGCGAACAGAGAAGCGGCUCCGGAAGGCCAUCCGCACGCUCCGGAAGGCUGCCCACAGGGAGCAGUUUCACCUCCAGCUCUCAGGCGUGGACCUCGAAGUGGCUAAAAAGUCUCCCCAAACAUCUGAACACUGGGCGGAGUCCUGUGGAGUGGGUCAGGGCCAUGUAGGAAACCAAUGUGUCAGUUGCAGGGCUGGAACAUACUACGAUGGAGUACAAGAACGCUGCAUUUUAUGUCCAAAUGGAACCUUCCAAAAUGAGGAGGGGCAAAUCACAUGCGAACCAUGCCCAAGACCAGAAAAUCCUGGGGCCCUGGAGACUCCAGAAGGCUGGAAUGCAUCUGAAUGUGGAGGUCUGUGCCAACCUGGUGAAUAUUCCGCGGAUGGCUUUGCACCCUGCCAGCUCUGUGCCCUGGGCACAUUCCAGCCUGAAGCUGGCCGUACUUCCUGCUUUCCCUGUGGAGGAGGCCUCCUCACCAAACACCUGGGAGCCACUUCCUUCCAGGACUGUGAAACCAGAGUUCAAUGUUCACCUGGACAUUUCUACAACACCACCACUCACCGAUGUAUUCGCUGCCCAGCAGGAACAUACCAGCCAGAAUUUGGAAAGAAUAAUUGUGUUUCCUGCCCAGGAAAUACCACGACUGACUUUGAUGGCUCCACAAACAUAACCCAGUGUAAAAACAGAAGAUGUGGAGGGGAGCUAGGUGAUUUCACUGGAUACAUCGAAUCCCCAAACUACCCAGGCAAUUACCCUGCCAACACAGAAUGUACCUGGACCAUCAACCCACCCCCCAAGCGCCGCAUCUUGAUUGUGGUCCCUGAGAUCUUCCUGCCCAUAGAGGAUGACUGUGGAGACUACCUGGUGAUGCGGAAAACUGCUUCGUCCAAUUCUGUGACAACGUAUGAAACCUGCCAGACCUACGAACGCCCCAUCGCCUUCACCUCUAGAUCCAAGAAGCUGUGGAUUCAGUUUAAGUCCAAUGAAGGGAACAGCGCCAGAGGGUUCCAGGUCCCAUAUGUGACAUACGAUGAGGACUACCAGGAACUCAUUGAAGACAUAGUUCGAGAUGGCAGGCUCUACGCAUCAGAGAACCAUCAGGAAAUACUGAAGGAUAAGAAACUGAUCAAGGCUCUGUUUGACGUUCUGGCCCACCCCCAGAACUAUUUCAAGUACACAGCCCAGGAGUCCCGGGAAAUGUUUCCAAGAUCCUUCAUCCGAUUGCUCCGUUCCAAAGUGUCCAGGUUUCUGAGACCUUACAAAUGAGCCUGCCCACGUGCCACUCAGCACAGCAUUGGGCUGUGGGCUGGUGGAACACAGCGAUCUGCUUCUGCAGCCAGCAUAGCCGGAUAACGCUGCCUCUAGUAGCAGUGCCUGGUUAGAGUUCAAUUUUUAUAGAUAAUACAGAUAUUUUGGUAAAUUGAA